AUGGACCGCCCAGAGCCGGGCCUGAUCAAAUGGUCACCUUCACCAGAGCGUGACAGCUUCAUCCAUGUUAACCUGACGCAACGGGUGGUCCAGCUAUACCAGCCAACAGGCCGUGCUCAUCGUGGUCGCUUCGAGUAUGAAAAGCUCCAGAAGCAUGACGAGUCGCCGCCAUUGACGACGUAUGACUGGUCGCCGUUCAUACCCGACCUGGUCGCCGUGGGCACGGCUAGUGGUACGGUCAAUCUCCUUCGCAUUGAUGGUUCUAAUGGAUACUACGAGCUUCCCAUCAGGCAAGGGCGCAUGUGCCAGUCUGUUGCGUUCAACACUGGCAGCUUGCUAGCGGUUGGCUUGGAUCGAGUACGAAACGACCAGUGUUUGCAUGUUUGGGAUGUGAAUCGUCUGGCAAGCCGCAAAGAACCGGGACUUCCUGUCGAUCCUCAAGGGACCCGAGAGGCGGACCGCGCUGUGCCUCCUGUUCGACAGAUUGAACCUAGCGUGUCAGUGUCGAGCACUAAAUUCUUUGAGGACAGCCCCCAGACUCUCGUUGCCGCGGUCAAGAACCAGGGAAUACGUAUCUACGAUUUGAGAGACCCCCAGGGAGCUGUCAUCAACUUUCAGACCAGGUGCAAUAACAAUCUUGCAAUCGACUAUGCGGACUCCAAUUACUUUGCUUCCUCAUCUCUAGACCAGCCAGCAGUCAUUGUCUGGGACCGACGUGCAGCUGCAAGAGCCUCAUCAUCGCCGUCAUACCUGGAGGCCGUCGACUCUGACAGUCUCCCAUGGGGUGCUGCACUCAAGGUAGAGACAGCGAUUGACGUUGACCCUCGGCAGUUCAACGACAGGCACUCCCUGAUUCGAUCAUUGCGCUUCUGCCGGGACCAGAGAGGCUUGCUGGCCGCUCUGUCGCGGACAGGACAGCUAAAAGUAUACGAGACUCUCAAAGAAAUAGAUAACCCCGAAGUCCUUUUCGAGAAUAGCCCAGAACUCCUGAACAUCAGGAAGUCGAGCGACCUCGAUCUGGGCCACAUGCAGACAUCUGAGCUCAAGAACGACCGAAUCGUUUCCUUCGACUGGGUCAACCUGAGCUCUCCAGCUCUCAGGCCUCGAGCGGUGGUCCUUCGACAGAAUGGAUCCUUUGAUAUCCUCGAGAAACCGUCAUUCACUACCGAUCAUGUGUACAAGAUGGUGCCAUGGCAGGCCCCACAUCGCGGUCUUCUGGAAGGGUCAAGUUACCACAGCAUGAUGCGAUUCGAUGCGCCAACUUAUCGCGAAAUGCUUGGAUCCAGAUUGAUAGACGAUGCGCUGGCAGAGAUCGCACUGUUCGGUGACAACAAGGCCGAUUUGAAACCUAUCAUACAGGGUGUGCUACAAAGCCAGCCACCGGAUCAUGACGUGGUUGAAGAUGCCAUGGCUUCCAACCAACCACUGCCAGACGCGCUGAAGCACCUACCCACCACUUCCAGCAAGCUAAUAGAGCUCAGGCGCUUCUCGCGAGAUGCGCUGCAGCCGAAACGAGCGGCGAAAGACCCAGAACGGCGGCCUGCUAGUAUCGAGGAACUCAGUCUGUCUCUGGCAAGCCUCAGUACCGCUGGUGGAGAACCGCCCACCAACCUGCAAUUGCGAGAGAAACUGCUCGGGACAAUAUGGCACACGACUGGCUUUCCAAAGGAGGCCCAGACCAUCAUCAACCACACCAUGCUAUACCGGGCGAUCGACAAGUACUCGUUUGACUACACGCACAACCGCGAGGUCGUCUCUGACGACCCUUGGCUCAGAGACCUCUGGGACUGGGUUGCGGGGGCAGAUGAAGCGGCCUAUGAUGGCGGAAUGAUGUACCAAGGCAUGGAUCUAAGUUUUGUCGGAGUGUCCAGCAUCUGGUUCCACGACCUAGGCCGAUGUGGCCAUUAUCGCCUCACGUCGGGCGGGCCCAUGCCAGACGACACGACGUGGAGUCGGUGCCUGCAAUCGAUCAACAAACGGAGCGGUGCACUUGCGUAUGACGGCUGUGAGACUUCGCGAUCAGCACACAGGGCCGCUGCCAUGCACAUGUGUGGCUGGGGUUGGUCCGCCCACGGAGCUUUCUCAGACUAUGCGAAAAUGCCCGAGUCUGAGCGGACUUCGUCUUGGCACACGAUGGCCACGGCUCAUGCACUCUUCACAGGAGACUCAAAGAAGGCCAUUCAGCACCUGAAAGAUGCAAGUGCAGAGUAUCCGGAGCUCCUAUUUGUCUCACUGGCCCUCCAACUCAUUGGCAGAGGCGACGUUGAUCUUGCCAAGGAACAGCUGGACUUCGACCAGGCCGCGGCGUCCCGAACGGAUCCGUACCUGCGUGCCAUCUCUUCUCUGAUUGCCACCAACGACUGGGAGCUCAUUGCUGACCAGGAGUCUCUUCCUCUCCGCGAGCGGACGUACAUUGCUCUUCGCAAUUUCGACGAUGAGAAGCUGUCGCAGUGGCUGCGAGUCCAGGUGGCUAAAGCCAAAGAGACUGGAGAUAUCCAGGGCAUUCUCCUUACAGGCAUUACAGACGACCUGGUCGACAUUAUGGCGACAUAUGUUGAAAAGUACAACGACGUACAGACGGCGACGCUUGUCUUGUCCAUUUGCUCACCCCGGUACAUAGACGACUACCGCUGCACUGCCUGGCGCAACGCGUACCGUGCCUAUCUGCAACGCCACAAGGCGUACUUCCAGCGCACGAAGUUCGAGGUUGAGAGCACCAAGAAGAGCAAGAGAGGCGGCUUGCCCACCAUCAAGUCUCCGUCCCGCCAGAUUGCGCUGCGCUGCGUGUACUGCGAUGCCGAGUAUGAGCUGUCCAAGAUGGGGUCGGUGCCGGUAUCGGCCGGCAACGACAACAAGCAUUCUCUGGCGUGGGCGAGCAUCAACGCGGGCGUGAGCUGUCCCAACUGCGGCCGGCAUCUCCCUCGCUGCGUCGUGUGCCUGGAGGUUGUAGGUGUCCCUCGAUCAGACAAGCCCGAGGCUUCCCCUGACCCCGAGGUCCGAGCCGCGGCGAGAUUCCCAACCUUUUGCUUACAAUGCGACCACGUGUUACACUUGGACCAUGCCCGGCAGUGGUUCGCGAGGCAUGUCGAGUGCCCAGUGCCCGAGUGCCGGUGCCGGUGCAACUUUCGUGCGAAUCCGGAAUUGAACUACAAGUAG
Microdochium trichocladiopsis is the source of this 3156-nucleotide messenger RNA. RefSeq names its product WD repeat domain-containing protein. Gene Ontology annotation, molecular function: protein binding. Gene Ontology annotation, cellular component: cytoplasm. Gene Ontology annotation, biological process: positive regulation of TORC1 signaling. NCBI's taxonomy places the organism in Eukaryota, Fungi, Ascomycota, Sordariomycetes, Xylariales, Microdochiaceae. The coding region runs from base 1 to 3156 and encodes 1051 amino acids. The record is from RefSeq and is a predicted model, not a curated record. The transcript is spliced from 4 exons.